Messenger RNA from Coregonus sp. 'balchen', 32600 nucleotides. Lineage: Eukaryota; Metazoa; Chordata; Actinopteri; Salmoniformes; Salmonidae. The record is from the annotation of a GenBank genome assembly.
AUGGACAGUAUUAUUCUUAAUCCUCUCCAGCCUGUCCUACCUGAUCACACAGCCAUGCUGGACGAAGCACAGUUGGAUAUACUGGGUCAGCGGUUGGGAAAGACGUCCCGGUCGGUUUGGGAGAGGGUGAAGGCAGAAUGCUGGUGAGUGAAAGUGGAGCCUUGUUUGCCCCAGCGCUGUAUUCAUGCUCUAUAUAUUCAUUGUGCCGUGAACGUUAACCCUACCCCCAGUAGUCUCGGGUGUCAUGAGGGACAUACUGUAUAUUAUUAUGAGGGACAGUAUCACAUUAUUGGUGUUUCUUUUAUAUAUUACAUUUCCUUUUACAUUAACACAUUUUUUAUUUGGCCUACAUAUUCAUGUGUGCCCACUUCAACAGAGAGGAAUUAACCCUUUAUGUCUACGAUUUAACCCCAACUCUGGUGUGUCUCCUCUCCCAGGUGUUCUGGUCCCAGGCUGAAGAGCUGUAUGUUGUCAUUGGUUCCUGUCCUCGCCUGGCUGCCUCGCUACUCCCUCAGAGAAAACGCCAUCGGAGACCUGAUUUCGGGCAUCAGUGUGGGCAUCAUGCACCUACCUGGAGGUACCACUGACUACCUUGAGCUACUGAUAUGAAUGAGAUUGAUAUGCACAUGGUAUACCAACUUCCCAUGUCUGCUUUAGCCCAGAUGCUUAAUUUGAACUGUCAUUUCACUGUCUGUGUUUCUCUCUUUCUCUUUCCCUCCCCCUCUCUCUAUCAAUCUCUCUCUCCCACAAAGGCAUGUCUAAUGCGUUGCUGGCUGGGGUGCCUCCUGUGUUUGGUCUCUACACCUCUUUCUAUCCAUUGGUCAUCUACUUCAUCUUUGGGACAUCCAGACACAUCUCAGUGGGUGAGUGUUAGCACUGACCUCUACGUCACUCUCAUCACCUGAAGUGGUGUGCAUAUUCAACUUCCCUCAUUGGCAUUAGUUUUCUUUCAGCUAGUGCUGAAAGAGUGAAAUGUUGGUAGAGUUCAGUUAACCUGAGCGAGAAAAGAGUGCAAGGCUUUGAAUAUAAUAUCUGUAUGUUUCUAUGCAUGACUGACACACAGGUACUUUGAGUAUAAUAUCUGUAUGUUUCUAUGCAUUACUGACACACAGGUACUUUCGGCAUUCUUUCUAUCAUGAUUGGCACUGUGACGGGUAGCGUGGAGUUGCUUAGCAACAGUGUUGAGGAGCAGGACGGCGAAAGAGAGAUGGCCAGAGUGUGUGUGGCAGUACAACUUACCUUCCUUUGUGGCCUUAUACAGGUGAACACACACACACACACACACACACACACACACGUCUUAGGAUGACAGGCUAUAUAUGUUACUUAUCCCCCUCUACAGAUAGUGUUGUUCUUGUUGAGAGGAGGGGAUGUGUGUCACUGGCUGUCUCAGCCCCUGGUGAGCGGCUAUACCACGGCAGCAGCCCUCCAUAUCACCAUCCACCAGCUGCCUCUACUCGUUGGCAUCUCAUCCGACAGACACAGCGGUUUCCUGGCUGUAGGCUGGGUGAGCUUUGUUUGUGAGUGUGUGUGUGUGUGUGUGUGUAUGUGCGUGUAUGUGUCUGUGUGCAUGUAUAGGAGACAGAGAGAGUGCGAGAAAGUGUGUGUCCCUGUCUUCAUUCCUGUACCCCGGUGUGUGUCAGACGCUGGUUGAUGUGCUGUCUAGAGUGACUAACGCAACGCCUGGGACGCUGGUCGUCUCCGCCGUCUCCAUGGGGAUCCUGGUGGGAGGCAAGAUGCUGAAUAGACUCUUCAAGACCAAGCUACCCAUGCCCAUUCCAUGGGAGCUGGUGCUGGUGAGACACACAUAUACACACACACACACACACACACACACAGUCAGAGUUGAGUCAGAAUUGCAUAAAGGUAUUUCUGUCCUCUUCAUUUUAUCCUCAGAUAAUGCUGGCCACCUUCCUGUCAGUGCAGUUGGAGUUGUCAGGACAACAUAGUGUCCAGGUUGUAGGACACAUACCCACUGGGUCAGUCCUACUGUCUCUCUUCAUCUGUUUGUGCCAUGUAGAGAAAACAAGACUGAAAAUGAAUUUACUUGUGACAUAAAACCUAAUUAUUACAGUGUUAUGUUCACAGGCUACAUGAGAUGGAUACAAAAAUAUGAUGAAACUACCAGUAUGUCCCCUCUAUCUCUCUGUGGCUUCAGCCUGUCCUCCCCAGCCCUCCCCUCUCUAGCCCAGGUCAAGGAGCUGUUUGGUCCGGCUCUGUCCCUGGCUGUGGUGGGCUUUGGCUUUACCUCCUCCAUGGGCAGAAUAUUUGCCCACAAACAUGGUUACGCCAUGGACAGCAACCAGGUAACAGAGAAAUUAGCUCUGAAAUUGUCUCAUAAUGAACUCAUUAUCCUCACACCACUGUUUGGAGGACCAGUUUCUCUCUCCCGCUAUUUCACUGCUAUAAUUGGUCUCUCCCUGCUGCAGGACCUGUUGGCGAUAGGCCUCUGCAACACAAUUGGAGGGAUGUUCCAGUGUUUCGCCGUCAGCUGCUCUUUGUCACGCAGUACGGUCCAAGAGAGUGUUGGGGUGAAAACCCAGGUAGCGUUUUAUUUUUUAUAGCUGGAAUUCCUAGCAGUGAAACUGCCACGUCUUUUUGGUAUAUUACAAUAACAAAGAAGUUACUUCAAACAAUGAACAUUUUUUUUCCCUCUGACAUUGCAUGUGCGAUAGAACACCAGAUGUACUGCGAUUUUUCUUUCUACCACGCUGGCGGACGCUCCUCUCCUCCAUUUCCUCAACAAAACAAAAAUAAUAACAAAUGCACUGGGGUUUCAGCUUUAAAGCUGCAAUAUGUAACUUUUUGGGCGACCCAACAAAUUUCACAUAGAAAUGUGAGUUAUAGAUACACUACAUGACCAAACGUAUGUGGACACCUGCUCGUUGAACAUCUCAUUCCAAAAUCGUGGGCCUUAAUAUGGAAUUGGUCCCCCCCUUUGCUGCUGUAACAGCCUGCACUCUUCUGGGUAGGCUUUCCACUAGAUGUUGGAACAUUGCUGUGGGGACUUGCUUCCAUUCAGCCACAAGAGCAUUAGUGAGGUCGGGCACUGAUGUUGGGCGAUUAGGCCUGGCUCGCAGUCGGCGUUCCAAUUCAUCCCAAAGGUUUUUGAUGGGGUUGAGGUCAGGGCUCUGUGCAGGCCAGUCAAGUUCAUCCACACCGAUCUCGACAAAGCAUUUUUGUAUGGACCUCGCUUCGUGCACUGGGGCAUUGUCAUGCUGAAACAGGAAAAGGCCUUCCCCAAACUGUUGCCACAAAGUUGGAAGCACAGAAUAAUCUAGAAUGUCAUUGUAUGCUGUAGCCAUAACAUUUAUCUUCACUGGAAAUAAGGGGCCUACCCCAAACCAUGAAAAACAGCCCCAGACCAUUAUUCCUCCUCCACCAAACUUUACAGUUGGCACUAUGCAUUUGGGCAGGUAGCGUUUUCCUGGCAUCUGCCAAACCCAGAAUCAUCCGUCGGACUGCCAGAUGGUGAAGCGGGAUUCAUCACUCCAGAGAACGCUUUUCCACUGCUCCAGAGUCCAAUGGUGGCGAGCUUUACACCACUCCAGCCGACGCUUGGCAUUGCGCAUGGUGAUCUUGGGCUUGUGUGACCUACCACUUCGCGGCUGAGCCUUUGUUGCCCCCAGACAUUUCCUCUUCACAAUAACAGCCCUUACAGUUGACUGGGGCAGCUCUAGCAGGACAGAAAUUUGACGAACUGACUUGUUGGAAAGGUGGCAUCCUAUGACGGUGCCACGUUGAAAGUCACUGAGCUCUUCAGUAAAGCCAUUCUACUGCCAAUGUUUGUCUAUGGAGAUUGCAUGGCGGUGUGCUCGAUUUUAUACACAUGUCAGCAACGGGUGUGGCUGAAAUAGCCAAAUCCACUAAUUAGAAGAGGUGUCCACAAACUUUUGUAUAUAUAGUGUAUGUCAUUCUCAUUGAAAGCAAUGCGCUAUUUCUAUGCUUCCCAUUUUUAUGUUUCGUUUUUUGCAUCUUUUACUUUUGAUUUUGUACACCAGCUUCAAACAGCUGAAAUUACAAAGUGUUUUGGUUAUGGAAAAUAUAUUUCACAGCAGUUUAGAUGUUACAAUGAUUCUCUACACUAUACUUGCUUGUUUUGUCACAUAAACUGAAAUUAGGCAAAGUAUUAGAAUUUUAGCAACCAGGAAAUGGUGGAGAGAUUUCCGCAUAUACACAUCAGGUGAAUGGAAUUGUUUUUUGUGAUAGACACACUAUAGUAUUGAAAUGAGAGGGAUACAUACUGUAGUAUUACAUGUGAGAGGGACACAGGAUUUAAAGUCUGGCUCUGGAAUUGAACUCUGGUCUCCUUUGGGGAAUAUGUAGUCCAUAGUUGUCUGUGUGCUAGACCAAACUCCGGCACAGGUAAAGACUUAAUCUCACAUCUUCCCUCUCUUAUAUGUAUCUCCCUCUGUUUCGCUCUCGCUUUUCUAAUCUCUCCCCCUCGCUCCCUCUCUCCACAGGCGGCUGGGCUUCUCUCUGCUCUGAUGAUGCUCACCAUCUUGCUGAAGAUUGGACAUCUCUUUGAGCAGCUGCCAAUAGUACUCAAGUCAUUUAUAACACCUUCUACAAUCCCUUCUCUAACACUGAAAUCAGAUGUUUUGUCUGUGUUUGCGUUCAUUUGUUUGUUUUUGUGUCCAUAUGCUUCUGUAUCAUUCCCUGCCUUUGUGUUUGUAAGUGUUUAUAGGUGUUGCUCUGUCUCUAUGUGUGUCUGUUACAGGCAGUGUUAGCAGUGGUCAUUGUGGUAAAUCUGCAAGGGAUUCUGGGUCAGUUUCGGGAAGUCCCAGUGCUCUGGGCAUCUGACCGCUUGGACCUGGUAUUAUUCAACAACAACCUCCAUAUAACAUCCAUCAUCCAUCCCAUAUGCCAUCACUGAUCACCCCAUAAAGGCCUCUAAUCCAGGGACUUUCCUAUGUCUCUCUCCCCUCUCUCCCUACAGCUGGUGUGGUUGGCCACCCUGAUAUCCACCCUGCUUUUCAACCUGGAUCUGGGCCUGGCUGCUGCUCUGGCCCUCUCUCUGAUCACUGUCAUCUACAGGACUCAACUGUGAGUGUGUCGUUCAUGCGUUAGGUUGGGUGCAUGUUAUGGGAUUCGCAUAACACCUAUGGUAAUUGUUCAUGUCUUUUCUUUCUCAUUCUUUCUUUUGUAUUCACUCAUCACUCGCUCUGUCUGUUUAUGUCUCUCUCUCUCUCUCUCUCUCUCUUUAUCUCUUUAUCUCUCUCUCUCAGCUCCCACAGUGCAAUGCUGGGUCAUAUUCCUGGGACUGACUGCUACAGGGACCUACAUCUCUAUGCUGAGGUAACCUCUAUGAUAGCCACCUUUCACCUGAACUAACUAACCAGCCCCAGCUGUGCUGCUGAUGAACAACACCCUGGCCUGCUCUGUGUUUUACAGGCCAGGCCGAUUCCUGGAGUAACUAUAUUCUCUUGCUCCAACCCUCUGUACUUUGCAAAUGCUGAGCUGUUCUUCAGCUCUCUCAGAAAGGUAGGUAGGCUACAUGCUACGAGACAUAAACUACAACUUAACCGAGACAAUAUAACAUAAACUACAACUCAACCCAGAACCACCGCAUUCCACUGUUUGUUUCUGCACAGUUGUGCAUUCCUUCACGUACUUACUGUAGGUUGACAGCUGUAAUUCAUGCAAUGUGAAAGUCUAUGAACAUUAGCAAGUGUGUGUUUUUGUGAAUACAGUCGGUGCAGCGUGUCCAACUGGAGAAUGCAGCCCUCAUUGAGAUCCAGCCCUUAGCUCAAAUGUCAGGAGCAAGGCGCAGUAUGGUGCUAGAGUUUAGCUCAGUCAUCUUCAUGGACUCUGUGUCAAUCAAAGCACUAUGUACGGUGAGCCCAAACAGUCAUUUCCUGAAACGAAUAACAGAGAGCGUGAGAUAGGGAAAGGGAACAAGGGAUAUUCCAUACUGUGCUGUGUAACACACUGUGUUUUUCCAUUGUGGCAGCUUGUGGAGGAAUUGGAGGAGCAGGGGGUCAAUGUGUUUCUGGCUGCUUGCCAAGGUAAAUUCCCCUCAAACAACCUGUUACUGCCAUAACAACCUCAUUUACUUAUAAAACUCCCUGGUCUACCCUCAAAACAGUGAUUGAUGUACUGUAACAUAUAUAUAUAUAUAUAUAUUUCAUAUUGUGAAAUUCUGCACUGGACAUUGCUCUCAUACCUCUCAGGACAUUGAUAGUACUGUUUUUGGUGUAAGACGUAAUGGCAGCUACAGUUGCUUUAGAAAUCAGUUUCAGAUUGUAGGGUAAUGUGCAUCUCAGUUUCAGAUUGUAGGGUAAUGUGCAUGUCAGUUUCAGAUUGUAGGGUAAUGUGCUUGUGUGUUACCUGUGUACUGUAGACAGGCUGGUGAGUCAGCUGCAGGCCCAGGGCUUCAUCCCAAACACUCUGCCCAGGUCCUGCCUCUUCCCCUCAGUGCACCACGCUGUCCAACACUGCCAGAUAUCUCCUCCCUUGGCUGUGAGUAUGUUAACUUUUUCUGUAUGCAUUGCUAGUGGCAUUGCUACCUAGUGUCCUAUAUCUACCAAUUUGUCUGUUGGAAUUAGUCUGCUUGCUUGUGAUUGUUUUCUACCUCUGCAUUGAUGUUGUUCUUCUGCUCCUAUAGGACCACAACACAGAGCUGAGUGAGUGUUGAUGUGCAGCAUGCAGCUCAUGGAGUGGAUGGGAAAAUGCCACUGUGGAAUUCCUACCUCAAUCAGAAUAUACAGUAGACUGAACUCCCAGCUCAAGCUGGCGUUGCGAUAGGACUAUGAAAAUGCUUUCCUUUGAGCUCAAUCUCUAAUGCUGUAGUUCAAAGUCUUCUUUUGAGCUAUGAAAAGAGAGCAGCAGGAGAGGAGCCAGCCUGAGUCUGUCUGUCUCUGUCUGUAUGCCUAUCUCUAAAACAUGUCCAAGACCAACCCUCCUGCACAAUGCUUAGAGGUGUCUGUGUGGGUUUAAUGGUUGGGUUUCUCUCCUUGACCUCCUCCAAUGAGAUCAGACACUUAUAGGAAAUGGGUGAGCUCAGCUGAUGUUACUCAGACAGAAUUGACUGUCAUUCGUUGUUUGCAUCAUCGUUUCGAUUUCCAUUGCAGGCCUACUGUACUACUACUGUACUGCUACUGUACUACUACUGUACUACUACUGUACUGCUACUGUACUACUACUGUACUACUACUGUACUACUACUGUACUGCUACUGUACUACUACUGUACUACUACUGUACUGCUACUGUACUACUACUGUAGUGCUACUGUACUACUACUGUACUACUACUGUACUGCUACUGUACUACUACUGUACUGCUACUGUACUGCUACUGUACUACUACUGUACUGCUACUGUACUACUACUGUACUGCUACUGUACUACUACUGUACUACUACUGUACUGCUACUGUACUACUACUGUACUGCUACUGUACUACUACUGUACUGCUACUGUACUACUACUGUACUACUACUGUACUACUACUGUACUGAUACUGUACUACUACUGUAGUGCUACUGUAGUGCUACUGUACUGCUACUGUACUACUACUGUACUACUACUGUACUACUACUGUACUGCUACUGUACUACUACUGUAGUGCUACUGUAGUGCUACUGUACUACUACUGUACUGCUACUGUAGUGCUACUGUACUGCUACUGUACUACUACUGUACUACUACUGUACUACUACUGUACUGCUACUGUACUACUACUGUACUGCUACUGUACUACUACUGUACUACUACUGUACUGCUACUGUACUACUACUGUACUGCUACUGUACUGCUACUGUACUACUACUGUACUACUACUGUACUGCUACUGUACUACUACUGUACUGCUACUGUACUACUACUGUACUACUACUGUACUACUACUGUACUGCUACUGUACUACUACUGUAGUGCUACUGUAGUGCUACUGUACUACUACUGUACUACUACUGUACUGCUACUGUACUACUACUGUACUGCUACUGUACUACUACUGUACUACUACUGUACUGCUACUGUACUGCUACUGUGUUGCUACUGUACUGCUACUGUACUGCUACUGUACUGCUACUGUGUUGCUACUGUAGUGCUACUGUAGUGCUACUGUACUACUACUGUACUACUACUGUACUACUACUGUACUGCUACUGUACUGCUACUGUACUACUACUGUACUGCUACUGUACUGCUACUGUGUUGCUACUGUAGUGCUACUGUAGUGCUACUGUACUACUACUGUACUGCUACUGUACUGCUACUGUACUACUACUGUACUACUACUGUACUGCUACUGUACUACUACUGUACAACUACUGUACUGCUACUGUACUACUACUGUACUACUACUGUACUACUACUGUACUGCUACUGUACUACUACUGUACUACUACUGUACUGCUACUGUACUACUACUGUAGUGCUACUGUACUACUACUGUACUACUACUGUACUGCUACUGUACUACUACUGUACUGCUACUGUACUGCUACUGUACUACUACUGUACUGCUACUGUACUACUACUGUACUGCUACUGUACUACUACUGUACUACUACUGUACUGCUACUGUACUACUACUGUACUACUACUGUAGUGCUACUGUAGUGCUACUGUACUGCUACUGUACUACUACUGUACUACUACUGUACUGCUACUGUACUACUACUGUACUGCUACUGUACUACUACUGUACUGCUACUGUACUACUACUGUACUGCUACUGUACUGCUACUGUACUACUACUGUACUGCUACUGUACUGCUACUGUACUACUACUACUGUACUACUACUGUACUGCUACUGUACUACUACUGUACUGCUACUGUACUACUACUGUACUACUACUGUACUACUACUGUACUGCUACUGUACUACUACUGUAGUGCUACUGUAGUGCUACUGUACUACUACUGUACUACUACUGUACUGCUACUGUACUACUACUGUACUGCUACUGUACUACUACUGUACUACUACUGUACUGCUACUGUACUGCUACUGUGUUGCUACUGUACUACUACUGUACUGCUACUGUACUACUACUGUACUGCUACUGUACUGCUACUGUGUUGCUACUGUAGUGCUACUGUAGUGCUACUGUACUACUACUGUACUACUACUGUACUACUACUGUACUGCUACUGUACUACUACUGUACUGCUACUGUACUGCUACUGUGUUGCUACUGUAGUGCUACUGUAGUGCUACUGUACUACUACUGUACUACUACUGUACUGCUACUGUACUACUACUGUACUACUACUGUACUACUACUGUACUGCUACUGUACUACUACUGUAGUGCUACUGUACUGCUACUGUACUGCUACUGUACUACUACUGUACUACUACUGUACUGCUACUGUACUACUACUUUACUGCUACUGUACUACUACUGUACUACUACUGUACUGCUACUGUACUACUACUGUACUACUACUGUACUACUACUGUACUGCUACUGUACUACUACUGUACUGCUACUGUACUACUACUGUACUGCUACUGUACUACUACUGUACUGCUACUGUACUGCUACUGUGUUGCUACUGUACUGCUACUGUACUGCUACUGUACUACUACUGUACUGCUACUGUACUACUACUGUACUACUACUGUACUACUACUGUACUGCUACUGUACUGCUACUGUGUUGCUACUGUACUACUACUGUACUGCUACUGUACUGCUACUGUACUACUACUGUACUGCUACUGUACUACUACUGUACUACUACUGUACUGCUACUGUACUACUACUGUACUGCUGGCAUUGCCUGGGUGGGUUUGUGCUACACAGAGAUAAAUAAUGACUGACUGACUCGCCCUCUUGUGACAAUGUAAUUCAGGAGGGUACAUUUUACAUUUACAUUUACAUUUUAGUCAUUUAGCAGACGCUCUUAACCAGAGCGACUUACAGGAGCAAUUAGGGUUAAGUGCCUUGCUCAAGGGCACAUUAACGUCAUUUAGCAGACGCUCUUAGCCAGAGCGACUCACAAAUUGGUGCGUUCACCCUAUAGCCAGUGGGAUAACCACUUUACAAUUUGGGGGGGGGGUACAAAUGAAAUGUCAUUCAGGAGGGUACAUUUGGAUGUUUUUCUCAACCUUGCUCAGUGAAAGGUUGUACAGUAUAAUGACUUCAAUCCACAUGCUGAUAGCCUACUACGGUUAAGUUGUGAACUAUGAGACCAUACUGUCACAUCAUUCAUUCUGCUGUGUGUUUUAGAAGAAAUGGAAACAGAAGCUGUUUCUAUAAAAGCUUUAUUGGAGCAAUAUGGCAUCGUGUGUUCAAUUCUUUGUUGCAUACAGAAUGGUUUAUUCUUUUUCAUUAUAACCAAACUGUAUCAUUGUGUUUUACCAUUUAAAAUCUUUGUAAGCUUACUCUGUCUGCAGCUCCACUAAAACAUGGAUUUAAUUGGAAUGAUUGACAGGUGCAACACCCCUGUUUGAUUACUUAGCAUUAGUUGGGUGGACAACACCUCUAUUAAACUCUAUGUCAACCCUUGAAUACUGAAGAAAGUAAUACUGUUUCAACAUAUAUCAUCAAGCUUCAGAUGGAAAUUAAAAUACUAUUAAACAUAAAUAAAUGUUAAAUAUUCACUGCACAUCAGAAGGGGAGGGAAGAGUACAAGAGUACAGCGCAUAGUUUAACUUAACUGCAAAUGGAGGGACUGAAGAGCUGCCUACACUGUAUAUAAUAAGUCUAGCAGAGAUCAUAAAGAAAGAGGCGGUUUAUAUAAGGGUAUCUGCAAGAGGCGUGAACUGGAGGGCAAAGUUCAAAGGUCACCCAGGGCUGCUGGGUAUUUCCUUUGACCCCUAUAAAAAAAACCUGUUUCAAUGGAAGUUUGGUUCAAAACAUUCAAAUGACCAACAAACUCCAACACAACAGGUUCAUUAUUUAUCCCUCACGGUCCCCUAGUAUCAUUAUUGCGGCCAUAUCUGUUUGUGCACACAACCAGGUCAUACACCAUCCACACAGGGUAAGCAAAAACAAGGGUAAUAUCCCUGACUUGACUGAAUUAUGUCCUCUCUCUAAUCAGGCCCAGAUAAGACUCCUGACACCUCUUUCUAAAGACCUACUGUCUCACUGACUUGUAGCGUCAACAGCACACCUGUCUGUCCAUCUCGAAUGGGAUGAAGUGAUUGACUGGGACUUUGCUGUCCUCCUCCCCACCUGCAAGAGUGUAUCUGUGUUUUGUCUUCAUUCAAGGUCCGCUGUCAUAAGAUACUUGGACAAGAGGGAAUACUCAGUGACAGAGGAGGUUAAAGAUGAAACCAGAGGACUUUCUAGGAACAGAGGGUCUCAACUGGAUUAAUAACGGAAGAAUGACCCCUCUUAACUCAAAGUCAUACAAAGGCUCAGACACUUUGGACACAGAUUCAUAAAGUAUUUGGAUUACCAUAUUUGGACAACCUGAACACUGAUGUACAGACCUGCAGUAGAUUGACCUUGAAGGAGAGGAACAUAUUUUCAGAAGUUGAAGCUACAUCAAGUGGGAUAUUAUUGCUGAUCAUUGACAAUCAACCUGAAGCCAGUUUCUAUUGAGACAUAAGACAUUUAAGUCAUAAGAUCACAACACAUCGGAGCACAGGGAGAGAGUUGAUAUCAGACAAGUUUGAAGGAAGUAUCAGAGGUGACCUCUACACAGAUGGGACUCUAGUGGGUCACACAGGCCCAACCAUGGAGGAGAGAAGGCGUGUGGGCUACCGCAUGUACAGAGAGGUGCUGGAUUAAGGAAAAGUGGACAAAUUUGCAGAGAAAUCAGAUGUUAAAGUCCCUCUCACUGAAAAACUCAAGAGUCAAUGAGGUAAGGUAACGUUCACCUUGAAUACAACUGAAAAUAACCUAAAUGAAAUGAAACUGUGACGAAAUAGCGUUCAUUGUUGACCUCUCUAGAAUGCUGUGUCUCAGACAUGACUCACUACUAAUACCAUUUGUAAUUCCUGGAAAGACUCAGUGUAUCCUUGUGUUGUUUUAGUACAGUAUGUGUAAGAGUUGCUGUGCGUCUUAGUUCUCCCUAUGACUCAGUAUGUCUUGUGUGCCUGUUUCAGUGCUUAAAGAGCUACUGAACAUGCCGAUUGGCACGUGUGUUUUUCUGUUGCUCAUUUGAAAAAAACGAGAUUUCAGUCUUGGAGGUGUGUUUCCUAACCGAUUCUGCGUUUGGUUAAUGAUAUUUGUCCCCCCAUGAGACACUGUGUCAAGGGUUCUGAUGCGAGUGUGGUGUGGAAUCAAGUGCAGGACACAGGAGCUCAGUCAAACCUGACUUUACUGAGAUGAAACAAAUACAAACGGGUCCAACUAGCCCGGAGGCGAACAAUACGCAACAGUGCGUAAAAUACCAAAACCGACUACGCACGAAAACAAAAGUGCGACGGUACACUCUGGCGUCUGUCCAAACAAAUGAAGAGCACCAACAGACAGGUGAAAACAAUUACACACAACACAUGACAGAAACAACGAGAACUUAUAGGACACAUAAUCAACACUAAACAUGAACAGGUGUACCAAACAGACCUAACCAAACAAACAUCGAAAACAAAGAACGGUGGCAGCUAGUACUCCGGAGACGACGACCGCCGAAGCCUGCCCGAACAAGGAGGAGGAGCAGCCUCGGCCGAAACCGUGACACACUGGAAGCCUAUUUCACUUCCUCAAAAUCCCCAGAAUGAAAAAUGUUGACGUUUUUACCGAGGAUGUUUUAGUUUUUACAUCUAACUAAGGUGUUUGGUGCAGUAUUUCUCAAGUAAAAAGAUACGUGACUUGUUGUCUUAUGUAAACAAAGUCAGAGCUGCUGAGCAGGUCUGUCUCGUUGCCUAUGCUAUUGGAUAGAGAGCAAUCACCGCAGCUGUUUCUGACUUAUAUCGAUGCCACAUAGGCCAUUUUCGAAGGGAAUUGUUGCUUUUUAAAGGCAGUCACUCUUUAAAGAUAAAUGAAAAAUAAAGUACUCAAUUUACUGUCAGGUCGUUCUUGAAUUGCGGUGGCAUUUGGGCAUUACAGUUUUCUCAUUUGUUAAAAAAAAGAUGUAUUUGGGUACAUCUUCCCAUUCUAAUUAAACUAAUAUGGUAGCUUAAUGACUUUUUUAAAACCAUUAUGAUAACAUUAUGGUGCCACCAGUAGGAGUAGAAACACCAAUGCACCAAUGAGACAUUUUUGGUUAUUGAGGAUUUUCUUAAAUGGAGGCCACAGAUGCAGGUCAAUAACCCUUUAAAAAUAAUUUACUAAAGUGAUAUCAUUAAUAAUUUGACAAAGCUUGAAGAAUAUUAGCGAAUCAUUUUCUUUAAUAUAGACCCCUCCCCCGAUAACAGUUUGCCUCUGGAGGGAAUGCUCAAGGUCCUUGUAUAUCUUUGUAAUAAAUGUGAUUUUCAAGGCAGUAACACCAAUGACAUGAAACUGAAGGACAGACAUUAUACUAGUAAAAAAUAUAGGUAUUUUAAUUAGCCUUCUUUGUUUUAUUUAUCUUUACAAUAUAUAAUUUACCUUUGUUCACUUUCUAGCAUUCAAAAUAGAUAUCUCUAAAUGUCACGGCCGUCUACGGAAGGAGUGGACCAAAGCGCAGCGUUUGUAGCGAACAUGACUUUAUUAAAGUUAAAGUGCACGAACGAGAAAACAAUAAACAAUGACGGAUAGUGAAGUCCUCAGUACACAGACUGAAACAUGGAACAAAAACCCACAACCCUAAGGUGAACACUGACAGUUUAAAUAUGGCUCCCAAUCAGAGAUAACGAGCCGACAGCUGACACUCGUUACCUCCGAUUGGGAGUCACAUGACGAGACAAGACACUACAACCAAAACCAAACACAACCAAAUGAACACACCCUAUACCCAACACAACCAAAUGAAUACACCCUGGCUCAAACUACACAGUCCCGGAGCCAGAGCGUGACAGUACCCCCCCCUAAAGGCGCGGACUCCGACUGCGCCUACACCCCAAAAUAGGUGAGGGCUGGGUGGGUGUUGUUCCUCGGAGGCGGCUCCGGCUCCGGGCUUGACCACCACCCCACUUCACUCCCCCCGUAGUGCCCCCGGUCCGAUCUGACCCAGCUUGCUGGAUCAGGACCUCCGACGCGCACCCUUUGCCUGGUGCGUGGAGCCGGAACAGGCCUCACCAGGCUGAAGACUCGCAUCCCUGGCUUGGUGCGAGUAGCAGGAAUGGGCUGGAUCAGGCUGACGGCUCGCACCCUUGGCUUGGUGCGAGUAGCAGGAACGGGCUGGACCAGGCCGACGACUCGUACCCCUGGCUUGGUGCGAGUAGCAGGAACGGGCUGGACCAGGCUGACGACUCGCACCCUUGGCUUGGUGCGAGUGGCAGGAACAGGCCGGGUCGGGCUGGCGACGCGCACCGUAGACUUGGUGCGGGUGGCAGGAACAGGCCGGACCGGGCUGGCGACGCGCACCGUAGGUUUGGUGCGAGUGGCAGGAACAGGCCGGGUCGGGCUGGCGACGCGCACCGUACACUUGGUGCGGGUGGCAGGAACAGGCCGGACCGGGCUGGCGACGCGCACCGUAGGUUUGGUGCGAGUGGCAGGAACAGGCCGGGUCGGGCUGGCGACGCGCACCGUAGACUUGGUGCGGGUGGCAGGAACAGGCCGGGCUGGGCUGGCGACGCACACCGUAGGCUUCGUACGUGGAGCAGGAACAGGCCGGGCUGGGCUGGCGACGCACACCGUAGGCUUUGUGCGUUGAGCAGGAACAGGCCGGGCUUGGCUGGCGACGCACACCUUAGGCUUAGUACGUGGAGCAGGAACAGGUCGGGCUGGGCUGGCCACGCACACCGUAGGCUUCGUACGUGGAGCAGGAACAGGCCGGGCUGGGCUGGCGACGCACACCGUAGGCUUUGUGCGUUGAGCAGGAACAGGCCGGGCUGGGCUGGCGACGCACACCUUAGGCUUAGUACGUGGAGCAGGAACAGGUCGGGCUGGGCUGGCCACGCACACCGUAGGCUUGAUGCGUGGAGUAGGAACAGGCCGGUCCGUACUGGGAACACACACCACUGGCCUUAACCGGGGAUCAGGAACGGGCCGGACCGGACUGGUAACACACCUCAGUCUCUUACGCCGUGCCUCAACUACUUCCCUCCCUCUACUCGCCAAUGGCUCCCGUAAUCCGGUAGCCUUCUCUCCACGUCUCCCUGUGGCAGCCUCCUGCUGCCCAGCCGCCCAAACCAUGUGCCCCCCCCCCAAAACUUUUUGGGGUUGCCUCUCGUCCCUCCGACGAUGGCCCUGCUGACGCCGUUGCUCCUCUCUCGCCAGGGCCUUGAUCCUCCUUACCCGGCGCUUCCUCCCAUGUCCAGUCUACUUGCUCCUGGACACGCUGCUUGGUCCUUUUUUGGUGGGUUUUUCUGUCACGGCCGUCUACGGAAGGAGUGGACCAAAGCGCAGCGUUUGUAGUGAACAUGACUUUAUUAAAGUGCACGAACGAGAAAACAAUAAACAAUGACGGAUAGUGAAGUCCUCAGUACACAGACUGAAACAUGGAACAAAAACCCACAACCCUAAGGUGAACACUGACAGUUUAAAUAUGGCUCCCAAUCAGAGAUAACGAGCCGACAGCUGACACUCGUUACCUCCGAUUGGGAGUCACAUGACGAGACAAGACACUACAACCAAAACCAAACACAACCAAAUGAACACACCCUAUACCCAACACAACCAAAUGAAUACACCCUGGCUCAAACUACACAGUCCCGGAGCCAGAGCGUGACACUAAAUCCCCAAAGAAUGUCACUACAACUAUACAUAUUGAGAUAAGCUUACAUUAAUAUACUGUUUUGCAGUAUAAAGGAUUUUCAUUAUGUUUUAUCAUUGAUAAACAGUUCAAUAUAAACAAAAACAUGAUUGAUGUGUAACUAUUUGUCAUUUGAAAGUGUUUUUAAUGGUUGCAAAGGCAAGGGACGCAAAUGCCAUCGCAAUUCAAGAACGACUCUGUUAUCAUACCAGUGUUCGAAUUUUAGAACUGGAACUGGUGCUGGUACUCAAGCAGUAGAACAUUUGAGGAAGCAAAUCCCUGUACCCUCUUCCACCACUGGCCUGGAUACAGUGCCUUCAGAAAGUAUUCACACCCCUUGUCUUUUUCCACAUUGUGUUGUGUUACAAGGUGGGAUUAAAAUGGAUUUAAUUGUCAUUUUUUUGUCAACGAGCUACACAAAAUACUCUGUAAUGUCAAAGUGGAAGAAAAAUUCUAACAUUUGUAAAAAAAAAAUAUAUAUCUUGAUUACAUAAGUAUUCAACACCCUGAGUCAAUACAUGAUAGAAUCACCUUUGGCAGCGAUUACAGCUGUCAGUGGCAGCGAUUACAGCUGUCAGUCUUUCUGGGUAAGUCUCUAAGAGCUUUGCACACCUGGAUUGUACAAUAUUUGCACAUUAUUCUUUUUAAUAUUCUUCAAGCUUUGUCAAGUUGGUUGUUGAUCAUUGCCAGACAGCCAUUUUCAAGUCUUGCCAUAGAUUUCCAAGCCGAUUUAAGUUAAAACUGUAACUAAGCCUCUCAGAAACAUUCAAUGUCGUCUUGGUAAGCAACUCCAGUGUACAUUUUGCCUUGUGUUUUAAGUUAUUGUCCUGCUGAAAGGUGAAUUUGUCUCCCAGUGUCUAUUGGAAAGCAGACUGAACCAGGUUUUCCUCUAGGAUUUUGCUUGUGCUUAGCUCUAUUACGUUUAUUUUUAUCCUAAAAAUCUCCCUAGUCCUUGCCGAUGAUGAGUAUACCCAUAACAUGAUGCAGACGCCACCAUGUGUGAAAAUAUGAAGAGUGGUACUCAGUGCAAUGGAGGCUGGUGGGUGGAGCUAUAGGAGGAUGGGCUCAUUGUAAUGGCUGGAAUGGAAUAAAUGGAACAGAGUAAAAAAUGUGGUUACAUACAAUACAUUUUUGCACUCCCGUUGUGCUGUGCUCACUUGAACAGGAAGGCAGCCUUCUUGUGGGCAAAUUUUGUCAUGAAACUUUGUCAUCAAAGUCUGUCAUUCUCUGGAUUUAUGGUGCAUUAAAGACAACUGGGAACUUGGAAAAAAACAAGGUCUAAUCAUGACGUUAGUGAUCUUCAGGUCAGAGCUCUAGAAAGAGGCCAGAGUUUCCGACUUGGAAUUCUGAGUUAGAUGACCGUUCAAAACGUAUUUUCCCAGUCGGAGCUAGUUUUUUUUCAGAGUUCCCAGUUGUCUUGAACUCACUGAAGUCUGAGAUUUCCCAGUUCCGAGUUUCCAGUUGUUUUGAAUGCUUCAGAAGUCAUGCUGCAUUGAUAGCAUGGCCAAUGUAUUCAACCUUUUCUGGCCCAUGGUGUUGCGUGUGAAUGUUUAUCCUUUUAAGCUUGCAAAAGAGACCCUUAAACCCAGACUUGGACCACACACCCUCUCAACCGAAUAGCAGGGUGUCACGGUUUCUGCCGAGGCUGCUCCUUCUCCUUGUUCGGGCAGGCUUCGGCGGUCGUCGUCCCCGGAGUACUAGCUGCCACCGUUCGUUGUUUCUGUGUUCGUUUGGUUUGGUCUGUUUUGGUACACCUGUUUCUCAUUUUGUAUUGAUUAUGUGUCCUUUAAGUUCUCGUUGUUUCUGUCUUGUGGUUGUGUGUAGUUGUUCAUUGUCAGCAGGUGUUUCCAUGUCAGUUUGUGCUCUAUUCAUGAUAGAGAGUCCGCACUGUUGUGCGUGUGUUGUAUUUUUACGCUGAGUGCGUUAUUUUCCUUGUGCCUCCGGCUCUGUUUGUAGCCGUUCAUUCUGUGGCUUUAUUAAAGUAAUUUUGGACUUGCAUCUGCAUCCUGCAUUUGAUUCCCACACCACACCUACGCCCGUUCUGACACAGGGGAAGCAAAAUAGUGAUUACUUUGCAAUGUAUUCCUUCCAAACCACUCAUUGUUGAAUUUGCGAUUUCUAACUUGUUGUGUAAUGUUUAUGGCCAAUGAGCACCGAUACGUUUUAUCUAUAAUUUCUCUUCAUAUGACAAGGAUUGAAAAGGAUUUGCCAGUAGAUUGUCGAUGUGAUUCAUGAUGAUGACUGCUUGUGUAGCUUGCUAGCUAAGAUUUGGACGGGCACUUCUAAUGUAACUCUAUAGCAGCACCCUAGGGGGCUUGAACUUUCUAGCUCUCCCUGUAGAUUUUGCAGUGACGUAGUGUCCCAGAACACUGAGCCAAUCACGGCGCAACUAGAGAAGAUUACCAACCCCUACACUCUGUAUUUUCCGCUGGCUGCUCCUCCACCACAGAAAGUACUGAGCUAGGCUGAAACACCUGCAUUUUGGAGAUACCUUACUCAAGAAAGCAAAAAAGAGACCAUGUUUGUAUGCAGCUUUAUUAACUCUUACAUUGUUUGCAAACUGAUUUGUGACAUGUAUUAAUGCCAAAAUAACAUGCAAAACAGGCACAACAGUUGGGGCUCAAAAGAAGUGGGGCUCUGCCCACCUGUCCUGAAUGACGUGUCGCCACUGCUUGUUAAGCACGUUUUACUCCUGAACUUAUUUAGGGUUGCCAUAACAAAGGAGUUUUUCAUUUUUAUAUAAUGUGUUUUCUACAAAUGUUCUACAAAAAUAAUUACACUUUGACAUUAUGGAGUAUUGUGUGUAGGCCUGUGACACAAAAUAGCACUUUAAUCCAUUUUAAAUUCAGGCUGUAACAAAUCAAAAUGUGCAAAAAGUCAAGGGGUGUGAAAACUUUCUGAAGGCACUGUAGUUUGAGCUUGUCUGAGUCUCAGUCUGUGUGUGUGUGUCCUCUCCCAGGUGUUCUGGUCCCAGGCUGAAGAGCUGUAUGUUGUCAUCUGUUCCUGUCCUCUCCUGGCUGCCUCCCUCAGAGACAACGCCAUCGGAGACCCGAUCUCAGGCAUCAGUGUGGGCAUCAUGCACCUACCACAAGGUCUGAUUGCCUGACUAAAUAAAACCUAUAUUUUAAACAUACUUUUAUGUGUCUUAUAUUAUAGCUCUGUUGCCAUCUUUAAUAACCAUCUUUAAAACCAUAUAAUAACCAUCUUUAAUAACCAUAUAAUAACCAUCUUUAAUAACCAUAUAAUGACCAUCUUUAAUAACCAUAUAAUAACCAUCUUUACUCCUCUUUUUAUCUCAUCCUCAUUAACUUCAUCUUUGGGACGUUCUAACACAUCUCUGUGGGUAAGGACGGUGCUAUGUAGAGAGUAUAAACUAUGUUUUAUAGCACACACAGCGACCACUACACAUGCCUUAUUUAGUCAUCCAGUGAACAGAACACUGGUGGUGCCAGGAAAAUAACCUCUCACUCAACGUCAAUAAAACAAAGGAGCCGAUUGUGAACUUCAGGAAACAGCAGAGAGAGCACGUCCCUAUCCACAUCGACGGGACCGCAGUGGAGAAUAUAGACGCAGGAUGAGACCCAGAUGCAGACACAGGAGGCAGAUGGUUCGAGUCACUGAUAUUUAUUAAAAUACAAGGGGCAGGCAAGAGGCAGGUCGAGGACAGACAGAAGUUUGUAAACCAGGUCUGAGUCCGAAAGGUACAGGGCGGCAGGCAGGCUUGAGGUCAGGGCAGGCUGAAUGGUCAGGCAGGCGGGCUCUGUGUCAGGGCAGGCAGAAAAGGUCAGAACCGGGAGGACUAGAAAAACAGGGACUAGGAAAAACCAGGAGUAUGGAACAACACUCUGGUAGGCUUGACGAGACAAGACAAACUGGCAACAGGCAGACAUAAAACACAGGUAUAAAUACACAGGGGAUAAUGGGAACAAAUGGGAGACACCUUGUGGGGGGUGGAGACAAGCACAAGACAGGUGAAACAGAUCAGGUUGUGACAGUGAAGGUGGAAAGCUUCAAGUUCCUCGGCGUACACAUCACUGACGAUCUGAAAUGGUCCACCCACACAGACAGUGUGGUGAAGAAGGCGCAACAGCGCCUCUUCAACCUCAGGAGGCUGAAGAAAUUUGGCUUGGCACCUAAAACCCUCACAAACUUUUACAGAUGCACAAUUGAGAGCAUCCUGUCAGCCUGUAUCACCGCAACCGCAGGGCUCUCCAGAGAUGUGGUGCGGUCUGCCCAACGCAUCACCGGGGGCAAACUACCUGCCCUCCAGGACACCUACAGCACACAAUGUCACAGGAAGGCCAAAAAGAUCAUCAAGGACAACAACCACCCGAGCCACUGCCUGUUCACCCCUCUAUCAUCCAGAAGGUGAGGUCAGUACAGGUGCAUCAAAGCUGGGGCCGAGAGACAGCUUCUAUCUCAAGGCCAUCAGACUGUUAAAUAACCAUCACCAGGCGGCUUCCACCCGGUUACAUAACCCUAAACCUUAGAGGCUGCUGCCCUACAUACAUAGACAUGGAAUCACUGGCCACUUUAAUAAUGUUUACAUAAUUUUGCUUUACUCAUCUCAUAUGUAUGUGCUGUAUUCUAUACUAUUCUACUGUAUUUUAGUCUAUGCCACUCCGACAUUGAUUGUACUAAUAUCCAUAUAUUUCUUAAUUCCAUUCUUUUACUUUUAGAUUUGUGUGUAUUGUGUGUUUUGUUGUUAAUUGUUAGAUAUUACUGCACUGUUGGAGCUAGAAACACAAGCAUUUCGCUACACCUGCAAUAACAUCUGCUAAGUAUGUGUAUGUGACCAAUAACAUUUGAUUUGUUUGAUUUAAUGUUCUGCCUAUGCUCUUAGAAAAAAGGGUUCCAAAAGGGUUCUUCAGCUGUCCCCAUAGGAGAACCCAGAAACCAACAUAGGCACCCUGAGGGUGAGCCUGGUGUCCAUCAUUGGCCUCAUCAUCGUCAAGGAGCUCAACACCUACCUGGGGGAAAAAAACUGCAAGUACCCAUCCCUGUAGAGCUGCUGGCGGUGAGUCACAAUCCCACUCCUCCUACACCCAACAGAGGACAAUAGAUGACUGUAGUUCCCACCCUGAACAUUUGACCAAAUGAAUGGCAGGGAGAAAAAAUUGGUGUGUUCACAAACAAUGGAUGACGAAGUGGAGUAGGAGUAACCCUUUUUCUGUAAAAAAAAAUGACAACUGUAUUUUGACCACAUUAAAACAGCCCCAACAUUAUUUUGUCCAUUUCUAAUGUGGGUUCAGUCAUUGACGUCAUCUCUCUGUCUGUCUGUCGACAGGUCAUCAUCGCCACGGUGAUCUCCUGGCAGGUCAACCUUGGGGGGGAGCAUGGAGUGGAAGUGGUGGGAGAGAUCCCCUCUGGGUGAGUAGAGGAGUAUUAUACUGCACACACAUAGAGAUACACAACCACAUAGAUACACAACCACAUAGAUACACAACCACAUAGAUACACAACCACAUAGAUACACAACCACAUAGAUACACAACCACAUAGAUAUACAACCACAUAUAUAGACAACCACAUAGAUACUGUACACAACCACAUAGAUACACUACCACAUACUGUACAUGCAUAACCACAAAGUAUCACAGCCAUAACAGCCCACAUCCCAGAUACUCAGUCACAUAGUCUAACUACACAACCACUCACACAGAUGACAGUAUACCUAGCUACACAACCACCAAACUACAAUACACAACAUCAUGAUCACACAAAGUUAUCUACGCUUGUUUCUCUUCCCCAGUCUACAGCCCCAUGUCCUGCCUACAGCCUCUCUGUUUGGUCAGGUUAUAAAUGAUGCCUUCGUUCUGUCUGUGGUUGGCUACGCCAUUGCCAUCUCUCUCGGACAAAUCUUUGCCCUAAAACAUGGCUACAAAGUUGACAGCAACCAGGUGAGAAACACUGUCAAAAAUGGUGUGAUUGGAUAUCUCUCUGGGUAUAGAUGUUGUAAUGUGUGGCAUGCACUGCUUGUGAAUGACUGCAUGUGCUAUUCACUUCCCUAUUUACUAAAGAAAGUGGUCUCUUCCUGGUUUAGGAACGGAUAGCCCUGGGUCUCAGCAACUCCAUCGGAGGGGUUUUCCAGUGCUUUGCAAUCAGUUGCUCGAUAUCUCGUACCAUGGUUCAGGAAAGCACUGGGGGAAAGACACAGGUACAGACACCUCUCAUUAUGACAGUAGUCAUACAUUAUUCUGUUGCACUGAUAAGUGGGUUCAUUAAAAAAUCCCUCAAAGCAUUCAUUAAAACCCACAUUACACACCCAUGUGUCAUUCAUUACAACACAAAUAAUUUGUUGUCUAGCACUUCAUUUCAACUGCCAGGGCUCAUUAUUACUAUGCAAGUACAAGAGGGUUGAAGUCUGUUUUAAUGCUCAAUGAUCCAAUUGCAGAAUCUCCACAUGAGACCUGGACGAGACUGAGCAAAGUGAGGGAAAUGAUGUGGGAGAAACUGAAGAUAGACUACAGGAAGACUGAGGUGGAGCGCGCCCACAGGACUGGAAAACCCACCACCGGCCCAGGUGACAGGCCCAGGUCGAUAGUGGUGAAGUUCCUGAGGUUUAAGGACAAGGUAGCUGUUCUGGAAUGAGCCAAGAACUUGAGAAGAAUGUACAUCUUCCUCAACGAGGACUAUCCUGAAGCUGUGCUCCUGAAGAGGAAAUAACUUAUCCCAACCAUGGAAGCUGCCAAAGCGUACAGGGACAUUGCUUACAUCCACUAUGACAGGCUCAUUGUCCACCCUCCCUCCCAAAUGCCUGGAAGGGAUGAGAGAGCCAAGCCUAUGGGCUUGUAGCUUCAACCCCGCAGCACACACACUUACACCAACUGAUUAAUGGACUGCUGAAUGUAUAUAUUUUUUAUCUUGCUCUGUUUGCUCUUUUCCAUAUUAUGUCUAUCUCUGAUAAGCUACCCAGGAAAAGGCUGAAAAUAGCCCAUAUUAAUAUAUGUAGCCUUAGAAAUAACGUUAAUGAAAUCAAUAACUUGCUAACAUCAGAUAACGUUAAUAUAUUAGCCAUUUCUGAGACUUACUUAUAUAAUUCAUUUGACGAUACAGCAAUAGCAAUACAAGGAUAUAACAUCUAUAGAAGAGACAGAAAUGCUUAUGGGGGAGGUGUUGCUAUAUAUAUUCAGAGCCAUAUCCUUGUAAUGCUUAGAGAAGAUCUUAUGUCAAGUGUUAUUGAAGUGUUGUGGUUGCAGGUUCACCUGUCACAUCUAAAGCCUUUUAUUUUGGGGUGUUGCUAUAGACCACCAAGUGCUAACAGUCAGUAUCUAAAUAAUAUGUGUGAAAUGCUUGAUAGUGUAUGUGAUUUAAACAGGGAGGUCUACUUUCUUGGGGACCUCGAUAUUGACUGGUUUUCAUCAUGCUGUUGGCUCAAGAGAAAGUAUCUCACUGUAACCAGUGCCUGUAAUCUGGUUCAGGUUAUUAAUCAACCUACCAGGGUGUUUACAAACACUACAGGAACAAGAUCAUCCACAUGUAUUAAUCACAUUUUUACUAAUACUGUAGAACUUUGUUCUAAAGCUGUAUCCGUUCUCAUUGGAUGCAGUGAUCACGAUAUAGUGACUUACUGCAAAUGGAGAAAUUAUGUGACUAAACUCAACAAAAAGAAGAAGAAUCUGUAUUAUGAAGCCAAGAUCAAUGAUAUAAAGAAUGGUGAUAAAACACUUUGGAGUACUUUAAAUGAAAUUAUGGGCAAAUUCAACUCCAUCUUUCAUCGAAUCAGAUGGCUUAUUCAUCACAAAACCAUUUGAUGUUGGCAAUUAUUUGAAUGAUUACUUCAUUGGCAAAGUGGAAAUGCCAACAACGCACAGUGAGCCAUCGUACUCAUGCAUAAAAAAAACAGAUAAUGAAAGAAAAGCAUUGUAAGUUUGAAUUUUGUAAAGUUGGUGUGGGAGAGGUGGAAAAAUUAUUGUUAUCGAUCAAUAAUGACAAACCUCCUGGCAUUGACAACGUAGAUGGAAAGCUACUGAGGUUGGUAGCUGACUCUAUAGCCACUUCUAUCUGUCAUAUCUUUAAUCUGAGCCUAGAGGAAAGUAUUUGUCCUCAGGCCUGGAGGGAAGCCAAAGUAAAUCCACAACCCAAGAGUGGUAAAGCGGCCUUUACUGGUUCUAACAGCAGACCUAUCAGCUUGCUGCCAGCUCUUAGAAAACAGUUGGAAAGAAUUGUGUUUGACCAAAUACAAUGCUAUUUCUCUGUAAACAAAUUAACAACAGACUUUCAGCAUGCUUAUAGAGAAGGGCACUCAACAUGUACGGCACUGACACAAAUGAUUAAUGAUUGGUUGAAAUAAAUUGAUAAUAAGAACAGCUGUACUGUUAGAUUUCAGUGCAGCCUUUGAUAUAAUUGACUAUAACCUGUUGUUGAGAAAACGUAUGUGUUAUGGCUUUUCAACCUCUGCCAUAUCGUGGAUUCAGAGAUAUCUAAUAGAACUCAGAGGGUUUUCUUUAAUGGAAGCUUCUCUUAUGUCAAACAUGUAAAGUAUGGUGUACCGCAGGGCAGCUCUCUAGGCCCUCUACUCUUUUUCUUUUUUACCAAUGACCUGCCACUGGCAUUAAACAGAGCAUGUGUGUACAUGUAUGCUGAUGAUUCAACCAUAUACACAUCAGCAACCACAGCUAAUGAAGUCACUGAAACCCUUAACAAAGAUUUGCAGUCUGUUUUGGAAUGGGUGGCCAGUAAUAAACUGGUCCUAAACAUCUCUAAAACUAAGAGCAUUGUAUUUGGUACAAAUCAUUCCCUAAGGUCUAGACCUCAGCUGAAUCUGGUAAUGAAUGGUGUGGCUGUUGAACAAGUUGAGGAGACUAAAUUACUUACCUUAGUUUGCAAACUGUCAUGGUCAAAACAUAUAGAUUGAAAGGUUGUAAAGAUGGAGAGAGGUCUGUCCAUAAUAAAGAGAUGCUCUGCUUUGUUGACACCACACUCCACAAGGCAAGUCCGGCAGGCUCUAGUUUUUAUCUUAUCUUGAUUAUUGUCCAGUCAUAUGGUGCUGCAAAGAAAUACCUAGUUAAGCUACAGCUGGCCCAGAACAGAGCCACACAUUGUAGCGUAGACGCAGGGAGCCAGGAAGCAAGUGCAGUUGGUGAGUUUAAUAACGAAGACCAUGAAGAUAUACAAAACAAGAGCAGCGUACUGGGCAUGAAAAACAAAACCAAUACUGCCUGAAGACUGAGGCUACUGAGGGCUAAAUAAAGGGGAAGUAAUCAAGGUACUGAUGAAGUCCAGGUGUGCAUAACGAUGGGGAGCAGGUGUGCGUAAUGAUGGUUGCCAGGUGUGCGUAAUGUGGGUUGCCAAGACCGGUGGUUAGUAGACCGGCGUCGUCGAGCGCCGGAGCGGGAGAGCGGGUGUAGGCGUGACACACGUCUUGCUCUUCAUUGUAAUCAGAGGGCUAAUAUUAAUACUAUUCAUGCCAGUUUCUCUUGGCUAAGAAUUGAGGAAAAAUUGACUGUGUCACUUCUUGUUUUUAUAAGAAACAUUAAUGUGUUGGAAAUUCCUAAAUUGUUUGCAUAGUCAACUUACACACAGCACUGACACACACACUUACCCCACCAGACAUGCCACCAGGGGUCUUUUCACAUCCCCCAGGUCCAGAACAAAUUCAAGGAAACAUACAGUAUUAUACAGAGCCAUGAUUGCAUGGAACUCCCUUCCAUCUUAUAUAGCGCAAGUGAACAGCAAACCUGGUUUCAAAAAACAAAUAAAGCAACACCUCACGACACAACACCUCUCCCCCAUGUGACCUACUUGUUAUGUGCAUUUGGCGUCGGCUAAUGGGGAUCCUAAUAUAUCAAAUCAAAUCUUUCUUUCUUUCUUUCUUUCUCUCUUCUCCCAGGUGGCUAGUGCUCUUUCAGCCAUGGUGAUUCUAGUCAUUGUGCUGUGGAUUGGGGCUCUCUUUGAAGAACUGCCAAAGGUACCAUUCUAUUGACUGUUGGUUUAUACACUCUUCCUGUUAGCCACUGAGGUGGUUCUGUGUGUGAUUGUGAUUGGUGGCUAUCUUUCUGUCCAACAGGCAGUGUUGGCAGCCAUCAUUUAUGUGAACCUGCAUGGCAUGAUGAAGCAGUUCAUGGAUAUGGUGUGAGAGAGAGAGAACGAGAGAGAAAGAGUCAGGGGGAGGAGGGGUCAACAGAGAUAGGGGCGAGAUGAAUGAGGAGUGGAGAAAGAGAAGAGAGGGGUCUUAGAUUUGAUUUCAAGUUAGUUUAUUGGUUUUUCCCUCACAGAGAUAAUAUGAAAAAAGUGCUUUCUAGAACCUAAAAUUGUUCUUCGGCUGUCCCCAUAUGAGAAUCCUUUGAAGAACCCUUCUUGGUUCAAGUUAGAACCCUUUUGGGUUCCAUGUAGAACCCUUUCCGCAGAGGGUUCCAAAAGGGUUCUACCUGGAACCAAAAAGGGUUCUACCUGGAACCAAAAUAGGUUCUCCUAUGAGGUCAGCCGAAGAACCCUUUUGGAACCAUUUUUUCUAAGAGUUCAUAGUAGAAACAAAAGUCUCAGGGGUAAAGUGAGAGCGUCUGGUGAGGUGUUUGUUUUCCUGUCUGUCCCCCUCCCUCUCGCUCUAGCUGCUGUGGGUGGCCACUCUGAUCCUGACCGUGCUCUUCAACCCUGACCUAUGCGUGGCAGCCUCCAUUGCCUUCUCCAUGCUCACGGUCAUCUACAGGACCCAGCUGUGAGCACACAAUCACUCACACACAUGCACGCACGUCCGCACGCAGAUACAGACAAGGACACAUGCAGACACACACAGACACACGUAUUCCCAACCACUAUAAACCACACCCCACAUUAACUCCACUCUAUCACAGACAGACUCCACCUAACCAGGAACCUCCAACACUGCUCAUUUUAAUGUAUCCCUCCCACACAUCAUUAAACCAUUCACUCUUUAUAGUCAUUUUAACAGAUUUAAAGGGACUCAACAUCUCAUCUGCUCCACUUACUGUGCUAAAUUGUGUACUAAAUUGUAUGUUAAAUCUAUUUGUCAGUUUGUCUAUUUGUCAGUUUCAGGCCAAAGUACUCCCUUCUAAGGCAGGUCCCUGAGACUGACAUCUACAGACCAGUGGAGGACUAUAAUCAGGUAUGCGUCCAUGGCAACAAGAUAUAUAAAUAUACAGUACAUAUUCAGUUACUCUCUAAUCAUACCGCCACUCAAUCAAUGGGGAAUCUUUAACUUGUAGGUACCAGGGCUAUGUCUAUGAAGGUGUUUCACUUACAUGUUCUACAGUAUAUCAGUUGUGAGGUGUACUUUAACUAGGCUCCGGGGUGAAGUAUCCCCUAGGUACAUAUCUAGGAUCAGCUUCCCCUCCACCAAUCCUACCAUUAGUGGGGAAAAUUGCAACUCUGUGUAAUGAUGUGUAUCAUCAUUUCGUAUUAUUCUGUACGUAAAUCUGAGACACUCCAUUUAGUAUGAUAUGUUAUGUUACGUUUCAUAUGGUAUGUAUUCAUUUGUGGAUGUCCAUCAUCCAUUUCCUAUGAUAUGUUACGAAUUGAAUUUCGCACAACAUGUCACAAAUUUGCAAAACGUAUGAUAUGUUACAAAUUCCGAUUUGUUGUGGUUAACGUUAGCUAGGUGGCAAGGUGGCUAACGCUAACAUUAGAUAGCUGGCUAAUGAUAGGUAGGCUAGGGGUUAGGGGUUACAUUUACGGUUAAGGUUGGGGUUAGGUGUUAGGUUAAAGGAUUAAGGUUAGGAUUAGCUAAAAGGGUUAAGGUUAGGGUUAGGGUUAGGGGAAGGGUUAGCUAACAUGCUAAGUAGUUGCAAAGUUGCUAAUUAGCUGAAAUGCUAAAAUUGUCCACAAUGAGAUUCAAACACCUUGGGGUUGCUAGACGUUUGCGUUAUACGGCCACCCAUCCACCCCGACGAACCACCCUCCUUUCGUUUUUGCUUUAAGUAACCUUCUAUCUUAUGUAACCAUACCAAACGUAACAUAUCAUGCUAGUUUGAGUAUCCCGGAUUUAAGUUUACUAUGUUACGUACAGUCUAUGAGACCAGUCUGCUUUAUCAAGUCUAUUAUAACAAGAGCAUUGCUGUAAAGUACCAUUCUCUCUCAGGUGAAGGAGGUCCCUGGGGUAGUGAUCUUCCGCUCCUCUGAUACCCUCAGACAAGGUGAGGUCACAGGAUAAAGGUCACACAACGAUGACACUACUCAAUACAAGCCAAGCAAUCAGAACAACACUGCAAUUACUAUGCACUACACAAGGAAUUAAUAUGCACUACACAAGCAUACUUUGACAAACUGGUGAAAUGCCUGACCCAUUUUGCUUACAUUCUGCUGUGUGUGUAUCGAGAGGUUGAGCAACAUUGUUAAGAUGUCAUCCAUUCCUCUCUCCUCUCUACACCCCCCAUUAUGCUGUCAUGUUCCAUGGCAGGAAUGGAAAAAGAUGACAAAAUGUCUCACUUCCUUGCUAUUGUGUCUGCAGAGUGGGAUUGACGUCACUAAGCUCAUCUCCCAAAAGAAGAAAGCGGAGGCCAAGAGAUUGAGGAAGAAAAAGAAAGAUGCCAGGAAAGCCAAGAAAGAAAAAAGAAGAACGCACAGGAACUGGUGAGGAGGAGUGACACUGAGAAGAUAGGGAGAAUACCAGUCUGUUUGUAUAGCUCCAAUGUAAUCUACCAAUAGGGUCUAAGGUUAGGAUAGUAUUGGAUUAAUAUGCAGUUAAUGUGAUGAGUGGGUGUCUUAUGAAUGAUCCAUCCAUGUGUUGUCCUGUCCAGGAGGGGGAGCCAGACAGUUCAGAGAAGGAUGUGGAGAAGGAUUUUGGCCACAGUGGAGGAAGGGAGUAAACCCAUCUCUACACUUCCUCGUGCCAUCAUCCUGGACCUAAGUCCAGUAAAUUUCCUAGAUACCGUGGGCGUCAUGACGAUAUGCAAUGUGAGUCGUCUGUCUGCCUGUAGUCAUAGCAGUAAAGUAUUAUUGAAUUCAAUUGAGAGAGAGAAAGAGAGAAAAGAGAGAGAGGGAGAAAGAAAGAGGUAAACGGGCAGAACAGGUUGAGUAAGAUUACCUCUUUCUUUCUUUCUCUCUUUUCUCUCUUUCUCUCUCUCAAUUCAAUUCAAUAAUGAUUUACUGCUAUGACUGCAAAAAUGCAAUGUUCUCAAAACGAGACACACAAUUCAAGAAAAGAAAUUAUGGAGCAGUCUCUCUCGCUCUGACCCCGACCUUUGACCUCUCUCUGGUGCUGUUUCAGAUCCAAAGGGACUAUGGUGAUAUCGGUGUAGAGGUGUGGAUGUCAGAGUGAGUGUUACAUUUUCAAUUUACUAUUACCAAAACCUUCAUGCUGAACAUACAGCACUGUAAAAGCAAUGCAUACCGUGGAUGCUGAAAAUAGCGUUGUUUGUGUGUGUUUCCCAUAAUGUUUUCUGAGAUAUUUACUUUGAUUCUCUUAUGUAAUUAGGGGAUUGCUUAUCAUGACUGAUUAUACAGGCAAAAUCACUAAAGUGGCCAAUGUUUAUGUAGUUAGGAAUGUUGAUUAACCAUAAUUACGAAUGUUUGAUCACAUCUCUCACUCUUCUCCUUCCUCUAUCCCCCUACAUCUGUCCCACUCCCCCUGCUUCCCUCCCUGCCUCCCUCCCUCCCUCCCUCCCGCUCUCUCGCUCUCUCUCUCUCUCUAGCUGGUGUUAUUGAGAACCUGGAAAGAAGAGGAUUCGUCAGUGAGAAAGUCACUAAAAUGUGUCUCUUCUCCUCAAUCCACGACGCUGUGCUUUACUGUCAGACAGACAGGGCCCAGAUGGACAGUGAUGACGAGGUGAAACAGUCAAACACACACGAGCAUGACACAUGCUCACACACACUCAUGCAUGUACACGCAUGCACUACAACACACACUCACAAACACACUCACGAUUACUCACAUCCUUUUACAGUUUAUAACCUGUUCAUAUUGUACACAUACACUGAGUGUACAAAACAUUAGGAAUACCUGCUCUUUCCAUGACAUAGUCUGACCAGGUGAAUCCAGGUGAAAGCUAUGAUCCCUUAUUGAUGUCACUUGUUAAAUCCACUUCAAUCAGUGUAGAUGAGUUGGGUUAAAGAAGGAUUUUCAAGCCUUGAGACAAUUGAGACAUGGAUUGUGUAUGUGUGCCAUUCAGAGGGUGAAUGGGCAAGAUAUAAGAUUUAAGUGCCUUUGAAUGGGUAUGGUAGUAGUUGCCAGGCGCACCGGUUUGAGUAUGUCAAGAACUGCAACACUGCUGGGUUUGUCACGCUCAACAGUUUCCCUGGUGUAUCAAGAAUGGUCCACCACCCAAAGAACAUCUGGCCAACUUGACAUAACUGUGGGAAGCAUUGGAGUCAACAUGGAACGCCUUGUAGAGUCUAUGCCCUGACGAAUUGAGGCUGUUCUGAGGGGGGGAAAUGGGUUGCAACUCAAUAUUAGGAAGGUGUUCCUACUGUUUUGUACACUCAGUGUAUACACAAAUGGUUCUCUACAAAUAUUUUGUUUUGUGGGGUUUAGGUUUUGGUUGCUGGCAGAUCUGUUUUAGUGUUUAGUUGCAUGGAUGGCUCUUUUACAGCUCCACAGGGAGAUCUUACAUGUUUAUGGUAAUUGUUCAGAAAACACAGUCAGGGAACAUUUUACGAAUGAUCGAUCAGUUAUACUGAUAAAUGCUGAAAACCCUUAUCUGAAACAGUCAAGGGGCUCUAUUUUAUCAAACCUUACGCAAUGGUAAGUCUAAGCACUGGCGAUAGCGCUAUAGGUUCAGGGGUGUGUCAGAAAUACUUUUGCUAUUUUCACAGCCAGAAUUAUGAGCGCAGUAGCUGGCGGUGGCGUGAAAGCUCUGGGUUUAGAUUAACAAACAAGUUGUAUGUGUGAUGAGGGCUUGGCCACUCACUGGCCAAUCAACACAUUCCAUAGUCUAAUACUGCAUGCAAUUGUCUCAAGUUCUCUAGGUUAUUGACGGGCUUUGCGUUGUCAUCAACUCCAAUUCAGCUGGGGGAAUGGAACGUUCUAGUCCUGGUCCAUUGUGGUGUCCUAGUCCAUUGUGGAUUGAUACUACAGUUUAUUAAAUAGUAUAGGCUACAGUAACAAGUAACGUAACUGUCUGCAUCAUGUCUACUUCCAGCUUAUACAUACUAUAAACAUUUUAUGGACACAAUCUAUUUGACAAUAGUCAUAUUUUGUUUGUUUUUAGUCCUGUCCUUCCUCUACCCUCAACCUCUCUCAUCUAAUUCUAGUUUGAUUUCUAUUUACCAUAUAUUUUUAACUGUGCUGUUUCACAAAAAUUCUGAACCUAUAUACAUUUUACGGACACAGUAUAUUUUACAUGAGUUAUCUUGUUGUUAUUAGUCCCACCCUUCAGCUCCAUUCAACCCCUCCCAUCUAUCUCUUAACACCAUCCAUAUUGGAUUUCUAUUUGCCAUAUAUUUUCAACUGUACUGUGAUGUUUCACAAAAGUUCUGAACCUUUCUAUUCUCAUAGUUUCUACAGAUUGUAAAUUAAAGAUAAACAUUUUUACGAAAAAUAUUAUUAUAUUAUUGAUCGAUUGACUAUGACUUUUCAGAUCACCCAGUAGUGCUAUCUGCAGGGUUAGCUCCAGGUAAAUAUUGCAAUCCUUUAGCCAUUCCUGGACCUGUGACCAAAAACAAGCUACAUAUGGACAGUACCAAAACAAAUCAUAUAAUGACUCUGUCUCUUUGCAGCAAAAUCUGCAGAGCUGGGAAGGUUGUAUCCCCCAUAUAUAUAACAUUCUAUUGGUUGCUAGAUUUUUGUAUAUUCAUUUAAAUUGAAGAAUUCUAAGUUUUGAAUACUGCGUCGUUUUGCGUAUCAGUUCAUAAACCAUGUGCCAUGGAAUCGGUACAUCGAAAAUCUCUUCCAAACUAUUUUGCAAUCUAUAUGGCAUAGCUGUCCAUUUUUUGGUCCUUAAAUGAAACUGGUAUACUUUUUUAUUUAUCACAAUUUUAUUUAACCAAUUUUGGUCUUUCAUGUAGGGCCGACAGACAAGUUCCUUACAGCCAGCGUUUCCUCAAAAGCCUUUUGGAGUGUUUGGAGUGUUGGCAGUCAACAUUGUUAUAAUUGGCUUCAACGAGCUACGUGUGUUUAUGCAUCGCACUUCUCCUAAAAUAAAAAACGUCAGGCUCCCGUAAAUUGUAUUGUAUGUGUGAGGCACGUUCUCAAUAAGCAAAAUAUAACCUAGGCCUACCGUUGAUAUUGCAUUGUAGGACUGAAUAAUUGAAAUAAGUUUGGAGGAGCUCAUCUUUGGUAACCAGUUGAGAGGGGCUCUUAGAAGAUGGGGAUGGAUACUUGAACAAGCAAAAUGAAGUAUGCAGGUAGGCAUAAGUGUGUAUGUUUUAGGAUGUGCAGUAUAUUUUCAAUUCAAGGCACUCAUUUAAACACCUUUUAUGGAUAGGCUACUUUGCAAGGCCAGGAUAAAAAAGACAAGAUGCAUUGCUGUUGAACCAGCCUUAGUAGCCAGUGUGCUACUAAGGCUGGUUGACGAAAUUGCAAACUAACGUGCGUAAAUAGAGCCCAAGAGGUAUUUGGAGUACAAAUCCUUUGACCUAAGCCUCUCUAAAUCAUUUUGCUGAGACUAUGUUAUGAAGGUUGCUAAGGUUACUGGCUGUGUUGAAACAGGAUAUAUUUUAACAAGAUCUUCCUCUCAAACCGUCAAACUCAGUUUGGGGCUGCUGACGUUAUGAGCAGGGUGGCCCCAAACAACUAUGUGACUUAAUAUACAGGACAGGAGUGGUCUACAAUGUACGUGACUCUGUUACACUGUAGUUGUUAACUAUUUAUAACCAAACCAGCCGUGGUAUAUAUCUCUCUCUUUCUUUCUCUCUCUUUCUCCCUCACCUCUCUGUCUGUCUCCCUCUCUGUUCUCCAGGAAAUGCAAGCAACUCAUUUCUGAAUACAGAGGGUAAUGGAGACAUCUUACUGUAUGGUACAUGUGUACCACAGGAGGCUGGUGAGAGGAGGACAACUCAUAACAAUGACUGGAAUGAA